AUGGGGCGGAGUCUGCGCACGCGAGGCUUCGGACAUCUCAUCGCAGGUAUGAGCGUCUUAAUGCUGCGCAAGCUCUCUGAUGUGGUCUUCACAUCAAUCGCCACUUCUUCCAGCUCCUCCCGAUUGCUGGAGAGCUCUGCCGCCUGUAGAUGGCGGCAGGUGUAUGGCGCCCACACCGCCGACUGGGUCCCCGAGCUGGGCCUAUACGCCUAUGCCGCACAGAACACAAUCGUGGUGCUCAACACGCGGGGCAGGGCGGUGCGGACGCUGCUCUCGGGCCACACCAACAGGGUGACCGCUGUGGCGUUUGCUGGCGGCGCGGCCCCUGGCGCCGCUGCAGCAGCAGCAGCAGCAGCAGGGCCGGACGGUGGCGGCGUGCCCGCGGCCCUGCCGCCGCUGCUCGUGUCGGCGGCAGCGGACCGCACGCUGCGGCUGUGGAACGCGGCCACCAUGCAGCGGCAGCGCGCUCUGUACAAGCGGCCGGCGGAGGUGACGGCGCUGGCGGUCAGCAGCGACGGCGCGACCGCUCUGGUGGGCGACAAGGCUGGCGCCCUGUGGGCCUGGGACCUCGCUGACCCCUCCUCCAAGCCAAGCAAGCUGGCCGGCUGCAAGCAGGCCUCGCAAGUCAUGUGCCUGGCAGCCGCCCCCGCCGGCAGCGCUGCCACUAUGGGUGCCAUCAGCGGUGCAGGCGGCGGCAGCGGUGGCAGCGGUGGCAGCGGCGGCGGCGGUGGCAGCGGCGGCAGCGGCGGCCUGGUGCUGGCAGGCUACGCAGACGGCGGCGUGCUGCUGCUGGACUGGCGGCGGGACUGCCUGGUGCGGCGCCUGGAGCGGCAUGCCCGCGAGCUGCACUGCGUGCGCUGGCUGGCGGCGCCCGACCCUGCGGUGGCUGCCGCCAGGGCUGCCGCCCAGGCUGCCGUCGCCGCUGCGGCGGCGGCGCUGGCAGCUGCCGACGAAGGCGAGCCUGCUGCCGCCGCCGGCAGCGGUGCGGGAGAGGAGCCGGCGGCGGGCGGCGGCACUGCCAUGCCUGGACAGGAGGAGCAGCAGCAGCAGCAGCAGCAGCAGGAGCAGCCCGCUGGCAGCGCGGGCGAGGCCGAGGCUCCGCCGCCGCCGCCGCCGCCGCCACCGCCCCAAGAGCCGGAAGCAGGGGCGCCUGCCGCUCCGGCCUCGGCCGCGGCGCCUCCCCCAGCCUGGGAGGUGAUGCUCUCCUCUGGUGCUGACGGGGCGCUGCGCCUGUACUGCCUGGUACCUGCGUCCAGCCCAGGCGGCAGCUCCCAGUUUCGUCUGGUGGCCACGCUGCGCCUGCCCAAGCCCCACGCCGGCCUCACCAGCAGCCAGACCAGCAGGCUGUGGUUCACUGCGGCCGUGGUGCCGCCGCCGCCGCCCGCCGUGCCGCGCACCGCGGCAGCAGGCGGCGCGCCGGCAGCUGAGCAGGCCCGGCAGCAGCCGCAGCAGCAGCAGAAGCAGGAUUCCCAGCAGCAGCAGCAGCAGCAUGUGUGGCUGGUCACCUCUGCCCACGGCGGCAGCCUGCUGGCCUGGAAAGUCACCCUGCCACUGCCCGGCGCCGAGGCGCCGGCACCAGCGCCGGCGCCGCCGCCUGCAGCAGCACGGGGUUCGGCUCAGGACAGCUGGCGCCGCUCUCCGGCCAAGGCUGGGCCGGCGCCUGGCACCGCCGCGGCCGCCGCCGCCGUCGUCGGCCCCUGCAGGGUGCCCAUCACUCACAGCCGCACAGUAUUCACCCUGCAUGCCGCCACCCACCAGCCAGACCAGGCUGCCCCUUGCUCUGCCGCCGGCGACGGCAGUGAUGCAGCGCCCGCCGCCAGCGGGAGCGCCGGCGGCGGCGGGGAGCAGCCCGCGGAGCCGCCGUCGCCGCUGGCAGCGCCGGUGCCCCCACUGCUGCAGCUGCUGAGCAGCAGCAUGGACCGAUGCGUGUUGCUGUCCCAGCUGCCGCACCCGGGAGCAGCGGCGCAGGCUGCGGCGGCAGAGGAGCCAGAGGAGGGCUCCUGGCGGCGCGACUCUGCAGCCAGUACCACCGCGGAAGCCGCCUGGCGCCAGGCGUGCGUGACGUGGCGCCUGACCGGCCUGGGAGGCUACGUGUAUGGCCUCAGCCUGCUGGUGCCGCCACCCCAGCCUCCCACGCUGCAGCAUGAGGCAGAGGAACAGCAGGAGGCGGCGCCAGCCGGGGCGGCGGGGACGGGCGGCGAGGAGGAGGACGCGCCGCCGCCGCCGCCGCCGCCGCCGCCGCCGGGCGAGCCGCCUGCGCUGGACGGGCAUGCAGCCGCGGGGGAGGAGGCGGAGCGGGAGCAGGGUUCGGCUCAGCAGGGGGCGCGGCAGGAGCAGCAGGAGCAGGGGGCGCAGCCGCCUUCUCGGCAGCCCUACCUGCUGGCGGUGGCGUGCGGCGACAGGACCAUUCGCGUGCUGCCGCUGGGCCCCGCCGCCGCCGCGCGCCGCGGCGCGGAGCAGCAGCGCCACCAGCAGCUGCUGCUGUGGCAGAGCAUCCCCGACAAGGUGACGGCGGUGGCCUGGCAGCCGCUGGCACCGCCAUCGCCACAGCAGCAGCCUCACGCAGACCGGGCUGCGGCAAACGUGGGCGCCGCAGCCGUGGCCGCAGCCGUGGCCGCAGCCGCGGACGCGGCGGCGGCGGCGGCGGCGGCAGCGCCCGCGGCGGCGGCGCUGGCAUUUGGGUGCGAGGACGGCAGCCUGGGCCUGAUGCUGCCCAGCCGGGAGCAGGCGCUGCUGCUGCCGGUGAAGCACGAGGGCUCUGUGUUGGAUGUGCGGUGGGCCCCCCCUGCCGCAACCGCCGGGGCGCCGGGCCAGGCCGCGGUACAGCUGUACAGCCUAUCUGCUGACGGGGCGCUGCUGCUGUGGGCCCCGCUGCCCCUGCCGCUCUCCGACCUCUUCUCCAGCGCCGGCAGAUACUCUGCUGGUACCGCUGGUACCGCGGCCGGCAGCUGGGGUCCAGCUGGCGCCAAGGCGGCAGUCGCGCUGGCGAGCCCGCUGGACGUCGGCGCGCACCUGGGAGCGGCGGCGGCGGCGGCGGCGGCGGCGGGGGUGCCGGGCGUGCCCGCCGAGGCGGCCGCCUGGUUUGGUGCUGGACAGCAGCAGCAGCAGCAGCAGCAGCAGGCGAUCACAGCGCUGGCGCUGCCGCCGCCAGACGGCCUAGGCAUGGCAGGCGCCGUGGGAGAGAUGGCGGGAGGGGCAGGCGCCGGCCACGUGCUGGCUGUAGCGGCCAGGAACGGCGCGGUGGCGGUGCUGCGUGUGGCGCUUGUGGCGGCGGCGACCGCGGCAGAGGCGGCCGCUGGCGAGGUGGCACUGCGCAUGCUGUGGUCGCGCGGCGGCGGCGCGGGCGGCAGCGGCGGCGCGAGCGACGCCAUCAGGCACGCUUUCUUUUUUAUGUGUUAUUGCUCUUGUGCUGCGGCCGCGCCAUGUCUUUCCAGCCACCUGUGCUUCUCCUGCGAUGACCUGCAGUUGGCGGCGGCAGCCGAGUCGGGCCUGCUGUCCGUCCACCCCUGGGCAGCAGAGGCGGCGCCGCCGGCCGAGCGCGCCACCAAUGGCAUGGCGGCAGCAGCUGCAGCGGCCGCCAGCACAGGAGCAGCCCAGGCCAGGCUGCAGCUGGGAUGCACGGUCACAGCGCUGGCGUGGAUCGGCGGCGCCGGCAGCGGCGACGCGGCUGGCGGCGAGGAGGGGUGCGGGGCCGCCCUGGGCGGCGGCGCCGGCGGCAUGCUGGCUGCCGCCCUGGUCAGCGGCGGCAUUCAACUGAUCGACUACCACCCCGGCAAGGGCGCGGGGGCUCUGGUGCCGACAGCCCUGCUGCGGGGGCACAGCGGCCUGGUGCGCUGCCUGCACUGGUUGCCUCCAGAGCCUCCGGAGCAGCAGCAGGAGCAGCAGGCGGCGGGUGUGCCAGGCGUGCAUGGGCCGCAGGAGGCUGCUCAGCAGCCAGCUGCGCUGCAGCAGCAGCAGCAGGCUGCUCAGGGAGAGCAAGCGCAGCAGGCAGAGGCGGCGCAGCAGCAGCAAGAGGCAGCCCCAGAGCAGGAGCAGCAGCAGGAGCAGGAGCAGCAGGUGGGGGAGCAGCGGGCCAGGCUGUUCCUGCUGUCGGGUGCCGAGGACCAGUCGGUGCGGCUGUGGGACAUCCGCCGCCAGCUGCUGACCUGGCAGCAGCGCCAGCAGGCAGCCGCUGCGGCCGCGUCUGCGUCUGCCGCUUCCGCGCCUGCCGCAGCGGCAGCGAAGGAGGGCCCUGCAGCUGGGGUGGAGGUUCCGGUUGCGGCGCAGCAGCCGCAACCGAAUGGAGGCGAGGAAGGCGGGGACGGGCCUGCGCAGGGUGGCGAGCCGCCGCCGGGGCCGGUAGGCGAGGCGCCGCCGGCGCCUCCGCUGCCGGCGCCGGUGCCUGCAGAGCCAGCAGCUGUGCCGCCAGGCAGCUCCGCACCUGCAGCAGCAGCUACACCAGAAGCACUCCCUCCAGCGCUGUCUGCGGCCCCCGCGCUUGCAGCAGCGGCGGCGCCAAGCAGCGGUGGCGCAGCCCCGGCCGACGCGCCCGCCGCCGGCAAAAAAAAGGCGGCCAGCCUGGGCAGCCGCCCCAUCCUGCCGCCCGCACAGAUAGAAGAAGCGGACCGGGCGGCCCAGCGGGCGGCGCAGCGGGCGUGCCUGCGGCUGGCGCGGCAGCUGCUGCAGGCAGGCCACGAGCAGCCGGUCUGGCAGGCUGGCGAGGAGGCUGGCGAGGGGGGUGGCGAGGGGGGUGUGCCACCGCCUCCCCCGCCCCCACCUCCUGACCCUGAUGCCUCCCUGCUCCUGGAUUGCGCUGUGGAUCCGCUGUGCGCGUCUCUAGCGCUGCAGCGGCAGGCGGCGGCGCUGGGCGCCGGCGCCGCCGCCGCUGCUGCCGCUCCCAGCAGGCUGCUCGCGGCGCAGCGCGGUGCGGCGGCGGCGCUGUUGCGUGGCGACGUGGCAGCUGCCGUGCAGCUACUGCUGGAGCAUGAUGCGCUCACAGCAGACUUUGUCAGCAUGAGCGCCGCCGCAGGCCUGGCGGCGUGGCGGGCGGUCACUCUUGCGUAUGCCGCCAGGCUGGAGCACCAGCAGGAGCCGCACCUGGCGGCUCUGCACCUGCUGGCGGUGCGGGAGGUGGAGGCGGCGGUACAGGUGUACCGCCGGGCUGGGCUGCUGCGGGAGGCGGUGGCGCUGGCGUCGGCUCGCCUCCUGCCGGGGAACCCCCUGCUGCUGGACCUGCACGCCGCCUUCGCCGCCCAGCUGGCCGCCCAGGCGCAGCACGAGCAGGCGGCGGCGCACCUGGCCGCCGCGGGCCGCUGGGCGGGGGCGGCGGCCGCCCUGGGCGCCAGAGGCACCGCGGCUGCUGCUGCUGCCGCCGUGCAGCUGUGCCGGCACGCGCUGGCGCAGCUGGGGCCCAUGGAAGGCAGCCAGCUGCAGCAGCAGCUGGCUGCCUCAGAGAAGCUGCUGGCUGGGCUGGCUGAAGCGGAAGCGGAUGCCUGGGCGCCCUCGCCACCUGCCGCGGCUCCGGGAAGCGCUCCCGCAGCGCCGCCAGCUGCAGUAGGUGGCGGCGGCGGCCAGCCGCGCCGCCGCUACUCGGCCCAGCAGCUGCUGGCGGCAGGCGCCGGGGUGCCGCCUGGGCGCCUGGCGGGCCUGCCCGAAGGCCUGGCCAGCAGCGGCAGUGCAACGGGCCCUGGCACCAGCGGCACCCGCAGCAGCGGCAGCAGGGCACGCUACUACAGCCUGCAGGCGCUCCUGGAGCUCUCAGACUCGGCAGGGCAGCUGGGCCCGAGCGCGCAGCAGGUGCUGCGCAAGCGCCUGCCGCCAGAGCUGCUUCAAGAGGCCGCGGGAGCGGAUGAGAAGCCCGGGCCGGGCCCAUAA
Molecule: messenger RNA, 5853 nt
Organism: Chlorella variabilis
Lineage: Eukaryota; Viridiplantae; Chlorophyta; Trebouxiophyceae; Chlorellales; Chlorellaceae
Exons: 10
Coding region: 1-5853 (1950 amino acids)
Molecular function (GO): protein binding
Source: RefSeq, a predicted model, not a curated record